AUGGCCAUGGCGACAUGGGGAGGUGAGCAUCGUUCACUUGUGAGACAAGCUCUUGCCACACAAAGUGUUUUGGCAAUGGCUGUUCGCCAACAUGGACUCUCGGAAAGUCCUCAGGCCCCGUCACCUCUGACUUGGGAAGAAUGGGCGGGAACGGAGAGUGCCCGCCGCACCAAAUUGAUUAUCUUCUCUUUUUUUAAUCUUCAUACCCUUGCGUUCAAUGUUCCAUGUCCACUCCUAAUCGCGGAUAUUCAACUGCGAAUGCCGUGUCCUGAAAUGGAAUGGAAGUCCACCGAUGCUAUAAGUUGGCGGAGAAUCCACCAGGAUACAAAUGAGUCCCCUCUUUUCCAAGAUUGCAUUAACGCAUUGCUUAGCAACAACGGAGUUUUGCCCGUCUUUUCGUCACUUGGCGCGCAUGUGCUCAUCCAUGCCUUACUUCAACGCAUUAUUACCAUCCAACAAGCAGUCAAAUUGGUGGGCCCUGAAAGCCAGAUGACUUCUGAGCUCACGUUAAGCUUGAAGCAAGCUUUGAAAAAAUGGCAAAACGGAUGGGAGCAAAAUCCAGAGUCAUCAUACAGCCCGCUCGAUCAAUAUGGCCCAAUUGCCUUUAAUUCAAGAGUAAGCCAGUACCCCGAAGAACUAAGCCUGAAGAUGAGGGCCCUAUAUCAUUUAGCAUAUAUCCGCCUAUCGAUCGACAUUGGAUCAGCUAGCUCUCUUUUAGAAAAAACUCCCGAUGAAAUUGCAAAGAACUUGCACGAUAGUCCGAGGCUUCAAAAAAGCCCGCACCUACUUCUCGCUGCAAAACAUGCGGUAUGUUGGCUUUCCCCGACAUCCUACCAUAUUAUUUCAAAUUUUGCAACUGACUUACUAAAUCAUCUGAAGACCGCUGCGUUAUGUUCGCCUGUGCAAAUGGGGGUGCACUUUGUUGGCCGCGCACCUAGUUGGUCAGUUAUGCAUGCUGUGUGCUCCCUUGAGUAUGCGUAUGCAUUGAAUCGUUUUCUUGAGGCGUAUGUACUGUCUCCAGGAAUUCUGCAGCAUGAUGAGCAGGCAUUGAUCGAUACGAUAAAAGAGACCUUGUAUGAAGUGGAAACAGCACUGCCGGAUGGCAAUCUUAAGAUCAUUGAGACAGAACCCCGAGCCCUUGGUCCUAAAGCGGUAAGAGCCUGGGCAAUGAUCCUCCAAGGGAUGCAGACCUGGAAUGCUGUCAGUCUUAUUACAAAGUGUUUAUUUGCAUACGCAGACCUGUUAGAGCAAGUGUCCUUCCAAAACACAACUAGGGAUUUGUAA
Molecule: messenger RNA, 1284 nt
Organism: Penicillium malachiteum
Lineage: Eukaryota; Fungi; Ascomycota; Eurotiomycetes; Eurotiales; Aspergillaceae
Exons: 2
Coding region: 1-1284 (427 amino acids)
Biological process (GO): DNA-templated transcription; regulation of transcription by RNA polymerase II
Cellular component (GO): chromatin
Molecular function (GO): RNA polymerase II cis-regulatory region sequence-specific DNA binding; DNA-binding transcription factor activity, RNA polymerase II-specific; zinc ion binding
Source: RefSeq, a predicted model, not a curated record